Molecule: messenger RNA, 3304 nt
Organism: Eptesicus fuscus (big brown bat)
Lineage: Eukaryota; Metazoa; Chordata; Mammalia; Chiroptera; Vespertilionidae
Gene: MAP3K14
Product: mitogen-activated protein kinase kinase kinase 14
Exons: 16
Coding region: 34-2901 (955 amino acids)
Biological process (GO): protein phosphorylation; positive regulation of canonical NF-kappaB signal transduction
Molecular function (GO): protein serine/threonine kinase activity; ATP binding
Source: RefSeq, a predicted model, not a curated record
CGGCGCUCGGCCGGGUGAGCGUGAGCCUGGGAGAUGGCAGUGAUGGAGGUGGCCUGCCCAGGCGCUCCUGGCUCGGCGGUCGGGCAGCAGAAGGAGCUCGCCAAAGCCAAGGAGAAGACGCAGGCCGUGGAGAAGAUGCAAAGCUCCGUCAACAAGCUCGAGGCCGUGGAGCAGAGCCCCGUGUUCCGCGGGAAGUGGGAAAUCCUGAACGACGUGAUUACCAAAGGCACAGCCAAGGAAGGCUCCGAGGGAGGGCCGGCCGCCAUCUCCAUCAUUGCCCAGGCUGAAUGUGAGAAUAGCCAAGAGUUCAGCCCCACCUUUUCAGAACGGAUUUUCAUCGCUGGGUCAAAACAGUACAGCCAGUCUGAGAGCCUUGAUCAAAUCCCCAACAAUGUGGCCCACGCAACGGAGGGCAAAAUGGCCCGCGUGUGUUGGAAGGGGAAGCGCCGCGGCAAAGCCCGGAAGAAACGCAAGAAGAAGAGCUCCAAGUCCCUGGCUCAGGCGGGAGUGGCCGUGGCCAGACCCCUCCCCAGGACCCCCGAGCAGGAGAGCUGCACAGUCCCUGUGCAGGAGGACGAGUCCCCGCUUGGCACCCCAUAUAUUAGCAAUGCCCUCCAGUUCACCCAGCCUCUGAAGGAGCCGGGCCUUGGCCAACUCUGUUUUAAGAAACUCGGGGAAGGCCUACGGCCAGCACUGCCUCGAUCGGAACUCCACAAACUGAUCAGCCCCUUGCAAUGUCUAAACCACGUGUGGAAACUCCACCACCCCCAGGAUGCAGGGCCCCUGCCCCAGCCUGCUCACCCCUUCCCCUACGGCAGACUGCCCCAUCCCUUCCCAUUCCACCCCCUCCAGCCCUGGAAACCGCACCCCCUAGAGUCCUUCCUGGGCAAACUGGCCUGUGUAGACAGCCACCAGCCCCUGCCUGGCUCACCCCUGAGCAAACUGGCCCAUGGAGACCGUCAGAAGCCCCUGCCGGGCCCACCCCCGGCGCCCCGCUGCCCACCUUGCGGCACUCAGGACAAGUUCUCCGUGGAGGAGUACCUGGUGCACGCCCUGCAAGGAAGCGUGAGCUCCGGCCAGGCCCACAGCCUGGCCAGCCUGGCCAAGACCUGGUCGGCAAGGGGCUCCAGGCCCCAGAAGCCCAGCCCCAAAACUGAGGACAGCGAGGGAGUCCUGCUUACUGAGAAGCUGAAGCCGGUGGAUUAUGAGUACCGAGAGGAGGUCCACUGGGCCACGCGCCAGCCCUGCCUGGGGAGAGGCUCCUUCGGAGAGGUGCACAGGAUGGAGGACAAGCAGACUGGCUUCCAGUGUGCUGUCAAAAAGGUGCGAGUGGAUAUGUUUCGGGCAGAGGAGUUGAUGUCGUGUGCCGGGCUGACUUCGCCCAGAAUCGUCCCUUUGUAUGGAGCAGUGAAGGAAGGUCCUUGGGUCAACAUCUUCAUGGAACUGCUGGAAGGUGGCUCCCUGGGCCAGCUCAUCAAGCAGAUGGGCUGUCUGCCCGAGGACCGAGCCCUUUACUACCUGGGCCAGGCCCUGGAAGGGCUGGAAUACCUCCACACCCGCAGGAUUCUACACGGCGAUGUCAAAGCUGACAACGUGCUCCUGUCCAAGGAUGGGAGCCGGGCAGCCCUCUGUGACUUUGGCCAUGCUGUGUGCCUGCGACCUGAUGGCCUGGGGAAUUCCUUGCUCACAGGGGACUACAUCCCUGGCACAGAGACCCACAUGGCUCCAGAGGUGGUGAUGGGCAAGCCCUGUGAUGCCAAGGUGGACGUGUGGAGCAGCUGUUGCAUGAUGCUGCAUAUGCUCAACGGCUGCCACCCUUGGACCCAGUACUUCCGAGGGCCGCUGUGCCUCAAGAUUGCCAGUGAGCCCCCGCCUGUGAGGGAGAUCCCGCCCUCCUGCACCCCUCUCACAGCCCAGGCCAUCGAGGAGGGGCUGAGGAAAGAGCCUGUCCAGCGAGCAUCUGCGCUAGAGCUGGGGGGGAAAGUCAACCUGGCGCUGCAGCAAGUGGGCGGUCUGAAGAGCCCUUGGAGGGGAGAGUACAAAGAGCCAAGACAUCUGCCGCAGGCACUCCAAGCCCACCCGCCACCACGCCCAGCCCACCCUCACCCGACCCUUCCAGCCCAGCCGGGGGAGCUCUCACCAGCGGCCCCGGGGCCCCAGCCAGCCGAGGACACCACAGGCGGGGCCCCCAAGCUCCAACCUCCUCUACCUCCAGAUCCCCCAGAGCGAAACAAGUGCCCAAGCCUGAACUGGGGCAAGGAGGAGUCUGGGAUGUGGGAACCCUUGCCUCUGUCCUCCCUGGACCCAGCCCCCGUCAAAAACCCCAGCUCUCCAGAGCGGAAGGCCACCUUCCCGGAGCAGGAACUGCAGCAGCUGGAAAUAGAAUUAUUUCUGAACAGCCUGUCCCAGCCAUUUUCUCUGGAGGAACAGGAGCAAAUUCUCUCGUGCCUCAGCGUCGACAGCCUCUCCCUGUCAGAUGACAGCGAAAAGAACCCGUCCAAGGCCUCUCAGAGCUCGCGGGACACCCUGAGUUCCGGCGUGCACUCGUGGGGCAGCCAGGCCGAGGCUCGCAGCUCCAGCUGGAACAUGGUGCUGGCCCGGGGGCGGCCCACGGACACGCCAAGCUAUUUCAAUGGUGUGAAAGUCCAAAUACAAUCUCUCAAUGGUGAACACCUGCACAUCCGGGAGUUCCACCGGGUCAAGGUGGGAGACAUUGCAACUGGCAUCAGCAGCCAGAUCCCAGCCGCAGCCUUCAGCUUGGUGACCAAGGACGGGCAGCCUGUGCGCUACGACAUGGAGGUGCCAGACUCGGGCAUCGACCUGCAGUGUACCCUGGCCCCAGAUGGCAGCUUCGCCUGGAGUUGGAGGGUCAAGCAUGGCCAGCUGGAGAACAGGCCCUAGCCCAGCCUCCGCCACCGGCUCCACUCAGCCAGAGCAGCCUUCCUUCUCGGGGCUCGAUGCUGCCGCUGAGCCAGGCUCAGGCUGCUCCCAGGGAUCUCAGCGGAGGGACCAGGCAAAGGGGGCGCCAGCAAAAUGCCUCCUAGGGUCUCCCACUUGCGUCCUGCCUGACCCACCAAGAGAACACCCGUGCCCACGUGAGGAGGAGGAGGAAGUCAAGAGGCCUCUUCCCACAGGGAACAGAGAGGGUCUUCUCUGCCCUGGUUCAAACGAGCUGGCCUGGCCCUUUGGGUCAGUGACCCCUUGUCAGGGGAGAGCAGUUUGGGGCCCAGUCGGGGACCGGCCGGUGGGUGAGCCCCUCAGCCUCUACGCAGGAAGGAGGGUGUCAAGUGCCUAAAGACCCAGG